Messenger RNA from Aspergillus fijiensis CBS 313.89, 1740 nucleotides. RefSeq lists its product as uncharacterized. Bases 40 to 1740 code for a protein of 566 amino acids. Gene Ontology annotation, molecular function: protein binding. The transcript is spliced from 2 exons. NCBI's taxonomy places the organism in Eukaryota, Fungi, Ascomycota, Eurotiomycetes, Eurotiales, Aspergillaceae. The record is from RefSeq and is a predicted model, not a curated record.
AUCACUCACCCACCCCAAAUAUUGACCUCGAAGAUCAAUAUGCCUCUCUUGUCAUUGCCACCUGAACUCUUCCACCAGAUAAUUUCUACACUAUCAAACUGUGACAUCAAAUCGCUGCGCUUGACGUGCCGCCGUCUCUGCGACGUCGCUCGCCUCCGUCUCUCUCGCGUCUUCCUUUCUGCAAACCCGCUCAAUAUCCGAGUAUUUCGUACGGUCGCAGAACAUCCAUUAUUUCGCCAGCAGGUAACGGAGAUAGUGUGGGAUGAUGCUUUCCUGAUCGACGAUCCAACGCCAGAGCCUGACCCGUAUAACGUUGACGCAGUCAUCGGCUCGGACGACGAGGAAGAGGUGAACAACAACUGCCCGAAGUGGUUUGUCACAAGAUGUAAGAACAAUCUCGAUGAGCUGUCAGUGCGGAUGGACCGAAAUGAAGAUGGAUGGUACAACGUGGAGCGUGCAGCUCAGCAAGACGCGCGGCCAUCUCUGUGGACCUGUUGGCAGUACUAUCAGAACCUUCUCGCGCAGCAAGCCGAAGUCUUGAUUCGUCAGAGUGACGUGGAGGCUUUGGUUUAUGGCCUUCGAAGGUUUCCUGCGCUAGAGAGAAUCACUAUCACCCCUGCCGCUCACGGUUGGUUGUAUCAGCCACUCUACGAGACGCCAAUGAUCCGCGCAUUCCCGAAAGGAUUCAAUUACCCGAUCCCCCACGGAUGGCCGACAGCGGAGGAAGGAGAUCCAACGCCAGAGGCCGAGGACUGGGGGACUUUACCGGAGAAUGUCAAAGAGCAAUGGCGGGGAGUCCGGCUUGUUCUGCGUGCAUUGGCCCAGCAUCCUGAUCAUCGCGUGGUCGAGCUAAUCCUGGAUGUUAAUCAGCUGGAUACGGGGCUCAAUUGCACCAUCUUCCACCAGCCGUGCGAGGAGGUCGAGAACCUGGUGGCCCUGCUGCGACGUCCCGGGUUCCGCCGCCUGGACCUUCCCCUAAUUGUCCGUGGCCAGGAAUAUGAGGAGUGGCCCGCCUUCCGCAACGGAAACCUGCGCCGCGCCUUGGGUGAGGCACCGAGCUUGGAACAUCUCAGUCUCUAUACUACAAUCGAGGUCGACUCAAGAUCAUCUCGCUUUCAUUUCACCUCUCUUCAAACUAUCUUCCCAGUGGCAGGCUGGUCGGGACUGCAAACCUUGAAGCUAUCUCGGUUCAUUGUGAUCCAGGACGACGUGAUAUCUCUCUUGGAGCAACUGUCGACCCUCCAGGUGAUUGAACUGAGCUUCUUGGGAUUUCUAGAUAACGGGGGCAAUUACAGAGAUCUUUUGGAUGAGAUUCGCGAGAGGUUUCGGUGGUCGGAAAGAGACCCGGAGUCGAGACCCAAGCUGAUAGUUGCGGUUGCACCCUGGCCCCCUCGACCGGGCCUGGGAAUUUGGCUCGAAGAAGAGGUACACUCCUUUCUUUACGACCAUGGUCGGAACCCUUUCUCCAUCUUCCGCGACGCUCCGAACCAAGUACCCCAGGGAACAGGGACACUUCGGGAUUCCUUCGAGCCAGGCCAUGAGCGCCCUUACUUUGGUUCAUGCAAGUUCCUGAGUACCGCGGGAAUCGAAAAUCGUCGCAACACUCGAGUGUUUAGAGAACUAUAUGAUUAUGUAAGAGGUGAAAACUGGAAUGAUUACCGGGAUAGUUACGAGACACAAGCCUACCAUUUCUUUGGGGGGCUAGAACACAAGACGCAUCCAGAGGUCAAAUAUUGGUGA